UGACAGGUGACAUUGACAUUUUGGGUUGUCAUUUUCCAUUUUGUAAAUAAACAUAACCUAAAAAAGGUUUCAUUUAUUUUUAUUUAUUAUUUUAAUAUUUACUAAAUGCUAUCCCAUGAAAAUGGCCCCUAUACAUUUAUUUCAGUUUUAUCUAUACAGUCUUUGUAUUCAUAUCUUCACAAUAUUUGUUUAUCUCACGUAUUACAGUGAUUUGUUUACAUCAUCUCUUUACAAUCAAAUUAAGCCGCAUUACGAUUAUAUUAUUGUUGGGUCUGGUACAGCGGGUUCGCUAAUCGCUCACAGAAUAGCCACGGAAACGAACUUCACAUACCUAGUGAUCGAGGCUGGUGGUAGUGGCAACGCAAUACUGGACAUACCUGUGUUUGGCCCCCUGCUGCACCGCUCCGUCUUUGACUGGCAGUUUGAGACAACACCACAGGAGCAGGCAUGCUAUGCUAUGAAGGAUAAGAAGUGCAGACUACCGCAAGGAAAGAUAGUGGGAGGCUCAGCCAAGUUGAACAACAUGGUGCACGUCCGAGGGAACAUCUCCCACUAUGUGACCUGGUUCCAGGGCAAAUACAGCAAAAGGUACAUCAUAGAACAGUUCAAACAUGUUGAGAAAAAUAUUUUACACCUUGAUAAUAUUAGGUACAAAAGCAUACUAGCUAAUUCCAUGUUAAAAGCCGCCAAAGAGCUUAGUUACAAAAAUAGAGAUGUCAAUAUAGAAUAUGGGGAAACUUUCAUGAGAAGUAGGGUAUCCCAGAGCCAUGGCAAACGGUGGGCCACAUCAGAAAAUUUAAAAUAUACCAGUAAUUUAGUGACACAUGCUCUUGUGGAGAAAGUUGUCAUAGACAAGAAAAAUAUUGCCAGGGGUGUCAUAAUUUCCCGGAAAGGUGAGAAAUAUAUGAUAACUGCCAAAAAAGGAGUUAUUAUCUCAGCUGGGACUUUUAACUCCCCCAAAAUACUUCAGCUAUCUGGAAUUGGACCUAGAAAAUUACUAGACUCGUUAGAUAUUCCUGUUGUCCAAGAUUUGCCAGUUGGUUAUAAUCUCCAAGAUCAUGUCACCACUGGAUUAGAUUUAGUUACUUUCAACAAAUCUCUUGAUAUAGGUCCUGAUGACAUGUUGAACUUGAUCAAUGUUUUUAAAUACUAUGUGUAUGGUAGAGGCCCUUUGACCUCGCCUGGUUGCGAAGUUGUGGGCUUUUUAUCAACCAAGAAUGAUACCAUUCCUGAUAUACAGUUCAUGGUGUUGCCAGUAGGCCUUUCAUCAGAUAGAGGAGCUUAUUUGAAAAAUGGGUUGGGAGUAACAGAAGAAGUAUGGAAUAACUAUUUUGUUUCCACCUUUAACCAGCAUGCAGCAACAAUUCUACCAAUUUUACUGCAUCCAAAAAGCAGAGGCUCAGUGCAAAUACAGAGUACAGAUCCUCUAAUCGCACCAUUAAUUAAUCCAAAGUAUUUGACUGAUGAAGAGGAUGUGAACACUUUGAUAAAAGGUUUAAAAUUCGUUAAAAAGUUUAUUGAUACCAAAGCUAUGAGUGAUAUUGGAGCUGUGUUAAACCCAAAUCAUUUUCCAGGGUGUCACAAGUAUAAAUUGUUUAGUGAUGCCUAUUUUAAGUGUUACAUAAAACAUUUGACUCUCACUAGCUACCACCCUGUAGGAACAUGUUCUAUGGGGUUGCCACGUGACAAAAAGUCUGUUGUUAAUCUGUCUUUUCAAGUGAUUGGAGUUAAGAAGUUGUAUGUUGUUGAUGGAUCGGUGUUACCGACUCUACCUGGUGGUAAUAUUAAUGCUGUUAUAGCUAUGAUGGCGAAUUUGUUCUUUGAAGAUACUAUAGGCUAUGAGAUAUUCUGUAGAAAUCGCAAUAAGCUACUAGAAUAUAUGUUUCUUAUGUGUUUGUUGAACUAAGUCUUAAUCUAGUCAAAUUAUAUUAAAAGACUGUUUAAAUUAAGUGCUAUGGUACCAAAAUUUAUUAAUUUAGUGAGUAAAUUAAAUGUGAUAUCUGUU
Molecule: messenger RNA, 2005 nt
Organism: Plutella xylostella (diamondback moth)
Lineage: Eukaryota; Metazoa; Arthropoda; Insecta; Lepidoptera; Plutellidae
Product: glucose dehydrogenase [FAD, quinone]
Molecular function (GO): flavin adenine dinucleotide binding; oxidoreductase activity, acting on CH-OH group of donors
Source: RefSeq, a predicted model, not a curated record